This is a messenger RNA of Thrips palmi, 1527 nucleotides long. RefSeq names its product regulatory protein zeste (gene z). Bases 1 to 1482 code for a protein of 493 amino acids. The record is from RefSeq and is a predicted model, not a curated record. The transcript is spliced from 3 exons. NCBI's taxonomy places the organism in Eukaryota, Metazoa, Arthropoda, Insecta, Thysanoptera, Thripidae.
AUGGAAACAGAUGAUAUUCAUCUGGUAUGUUCUCAAGUAGUAAAGGUAUGCCUGGCACUGGCCGGCUUGGCGAUGGCCGCCGACGAGGCCACCCCCGACGCCGCCCCGGUCGACACCGCCGCCGCGCCGUCGGCGAGCGUCGCGGCCGCGAGCGACGCCGGCAAGGACGCCGAGACCCUGGAGGUGGCCGAGUCGUCCAACAACAACACCGCGGCCGCGGACGAGGACGGCGGCCCGGAGCGCUCCAACACGAAGCGGACCAUCGACCACAACCUGGGCUACGGCUACCGCUACAACACGGUGCUGCGGCCCGUCAUGCCCCCCAUGGGCCACAUGCACAUGGGCCACCACCACUACCUGCAGCAGCAGCGCCGCCCCUCCGCGCUGCCCAUGUACAAGCAGCGCUUCCCGCACCACUACUUCCCCAGCAGCGCCGCCAGCGCCGCCAGCACCGGCAGCAGCGCGCCCUUCCGCUUCUCGCAGCCCCUGCCGUCGCCGCCGCAGCGCGAGGAGAUGCAGCAGGACACCAUGACCGCCACCAGGCCCGUGACGGAGGCGCCGUCCGGGCACGGCGACGUGCUCAGCCUGUACCGCACCCUGCCGCAGCAGAUGCCCCAGCCCCAGCAGCCUGAACAGCAGCCCUUCGCCUUCGAGGACGACGUCAAGGCCAAGCCCGAGGUGGAGCAGAGCGAGCAGACCGCCGGCGACUCGGCGCAGCCCGUGCAGUACGCCGACGAGGCCCCGCACUCGUACCAGCAGGUGCUGCAGCCCGAGCCCACGUACUACCUGACCACCGCGGCCACCGCCCCCGCCACGGCGCCCGCCAUGUACAGCCCGUCGCUCGCGGCCAUGUACGGCGGCAGCCAGCACGCCCUCGGACACAUGAGCCCGCUCGCCCACGCCAUCGGCCAGCCCGCCGUCAUGUACGCCACCACGCCCGGCGCGCACGGCGCCGCCACGCAGAUGAUCCCCGUCAUCAUCGUGCGCCUCAUGGACACGCAGCACGCCGCCACCACACUGGCGCCCACCGCCACGCUCGGCCACGCCAUGAGCCCCAUGGCCCACGCCACCAUGCCGUACCCGCUCGUCAACAUGCAGUACCUCCGCGACUACCUCACCAAGCUGUACUCACCGGCCGCCGCCGCGGCAGCGCCCCCGCAGUACGUGUCGGCCGCCGCGGACCCCGAAGCCAUCAUGUACUCCAGCCCGCUCUACAGCUCGACGCAGUUGCAGAAGCUCCAGCUGCAGCAGCAGCUUCACGCCCAGCUGCAGAAACAGCUCCAGGCUCAGGUGCAGCAGCAACAGCAGCAACAACAGCAACAGCAGCGGUCGUCGUCCGUCGCAGCCAUCUUACAGGAGCAGCACAGGCAGCGGGUGGCCGCCGCCCAGCAGCAGCAACGCACCGAGGUGACGGUGCACAGGAGCCCCGCCAUGUCGCCGCAGGACUACAAGGAGUCCGUGGAGCAGCAGGAGGACGCGUAGAACGCUCGCCCCUCGCGUCCGCUGUAAAUAAUUUAUUGUUGUUAC